Molecule: messenger RNA, 6182 nt
Organism: Labrus bergylta (ballan wrasse)
Lineage: Eukaryota; Metazoa; Chordata; Actinopteri; Labriformes; Labridae
Gene: sytl2b
Product: synaptotagmin-like 2b
Biological process (GO): intracellular protein transport; exocytosis
Cellular component (GO): exocytic vesicle; plasma membrane
Molecular function (GO): neurexin family protein binding; small GTPase binding
Source: RefSeq, a predicted model, not a curated record
AGGAGUACCGCUCAUCCAGGAGGAGCAGCAGAUUUUAUGAAGGAGUCGAAAGUUUCUACCGUCUUACUUUCUUUCUUGUCACUUUUUUUUUAACCGACGUAUGACGAUGCAAUAGCGGUUUGAGACGAACCUGCAGGGGCCCUUUGAGGAUGCGACAGAGUGAAUUCGUUGCUCCUGGAUUUAUUUGACAACCAUGAUUGACCUGAGCCACCUGACGGAGGAGGAGCAGGGGGUGAUCAUGACGGUAUUGAGGAGGGACGCCGACCUGAAGAAGGCUGAGGAGGAGAGAGUCAGGAAACUGGAUAAAAUACUGAACACUGGCUCACAGUCUGACUCGAAGAAGUACCUGACUGGAGAAUGGUUUUACGAGGCCAAGUCUCGCAGACACAUGGACAAGAUCCACGGCUCGGAAAUCAUCCUGGCCUCCAUGAAACCCAGGAAAGCUGGUUUAGACUCUCCAAGAAGCGAUCGAUCCAAGACACCCAGCAGUCAAGGAUCCGACAUCGUAGCUCCACCAAAACCUGCCAGAUGUUUAGAAACCCUGCAGCCACAGGAGAACGAUGCAGAAAAAGAGAAUCUGAAUUCGGCAGUUCGAUCUCCGAGAACGCCCAGGCACAACCCUUUUAACCGUGCUUCCCUUGUUGUGGAGCCAGCUGAAAAUAAUAUUGACACUGCAAGCAGUCCACAUCCGGGGACAUCUGAGACAGAGCCCAUAUCUCCACUGAAAAGCCUCGCAGCAGCAGAGUCCAGUCAAGCCUCAGGAGGCUCGGUCACAUCAGAGGGCUCGUCUGUCGGGUUCAGGCCCGUGCCAAAGAAGAGGACGUUUCUCUCAAGACAGACAAAGACAGAAAACAACGGACCUGUUUCAGACUCUCAGGUCAGGUCACCGGGCAUUGUACCUGCCCCGAGGAGACGGAGCAUCCAGCUUGGGUUCAGUGGAAGCUCCAACCAGUCAAAUCAGAAAAGCAUAGAGGAAAUGCCUCCGAAAAGCGAGGAUUCUGAUCAAGUAUUUAAUUCCACUCAGCCAUCCAAAUCUCUCGAUGGAAACUCCCAGCAACCACUCAGCAACAUAUCACAGGUUUCAUCCAGUUCCAGACUGGAGAGAGAAAGACACACACCAUCUUUAAAAAGAGAAGCUUCUUUGGACAACUCUUCAGACCCAGAAAAUGAAAAGAAACUCUCAUAUCCUUCUGCUGAAAUUCAAAACUUGCUGGAUUCUAAUAAGGCCACAUUAGUGAAGAGUGACGCUUCCUCUGACAGAAAUAUCCCACAGGAAAGCACUAAACAAGUUGAGCAUGCGGUGAAUAAACACGUCGGCAACAUUCAAGAUACAGACCAAGAAAACUGCAGCAGUGUGGGAACAUCAACGAGGGAGGGAGAGCUAAGCCUGCCCCAAAGCACUGCAGAUGCAGAUCCUCCAGUAUUAUAUGACCUUAUCUUUAUUGACAAGUCUGGUCUGAAAACACAGGCAAAACCUAAUCACAACGACACAUUUAAAUUAUCCACCCAGGCCACCAGUCCAACUGGUGAUGAAGAGGACUCCAUUGCAAAGGUGCUGGACUGGUUCAACCGUAGCACAGACAGCAAUGAUUGGCUGAAUACAGACGAUGGUCCAGAGGUGAAAAAGAGCUCAAACAAACAUGUGGAAGCCCGAAAAAUCGGAGGUAAAGAUGAUGGGGAAAUUGUAAGUGAUCAAAGGAAGGACACUGUUGAAAUAAAGAGCAGUCCUGUACAAAGAAGGACACAUAAGGAUGAAGAGUUAAGAGUCAGAGAUAGAAAAGGCACCAAAGAAGUGACCAAAACAAAGGAAGUGCCAAAGGAGGAAACCAGAGAAAAGAUGCGGCAAUCGAGAGAUGAGGAUAAUAACGGCGAAAGCCAAUCACCCCAAAUCUCUCAUCUAAAAUCAUUCUGGGAGAAAAACAACUCAGGUCCAAAAAUACUUAUCAGCAACUCAAAUAAGCCCGGAGAGAAGGCUCAAAAACCAGAAGAGAAAAACAGAGAGAAAAUGAACAAAACAGUGUCUGAUAUUCCCUGUGUGCCUGGAAUACACAAGUUUGCACCAAAUCAUGUGGAUGAAAGAAAAGAAGAACUGAUAAUCAGUCCACAGGAAGGCCCUGGAGACAAAGACAACCUAAUCAACAGCCAGGAAGGAGACAGUAUGGAGAUUGAUACUUUAAGGAAAAUGAGCCAUCAUGACCUUACAUACAACUCCACUGACAGAAAGUUGGAAGCCAAUCCCCAGGUAGCUGACAGGAGAGGCUCAGACCCUGAGAUUUUAAGUGUAACCAGAUUGAGUCCCAGGAAAUCUAUUGAUUUCAUACUCAGUCCAGAGUCUGAGGCCAACUCCUUGGUCAAACCAAUUCCACAACUUGACGGUAUUUUUCAACCAAAAGAGAUCCAAAAGAAAGACGAAUUGUCCAAGACUGUUCCUGAAGAUGUGAAGAGUAAAGACAGUGAGAAUGACGCCAUGCAAUCAAGCGAGUCUCCAAAACGCAUGCAGACUACGCCUAAUAAAGAAAGACUAAACAGUCCUCACUCAAACAGACAAGGUUUACCACCUCAAGAAAUCACUGCAAUAAGGAUAAAGCAGCUCAGAUCUUUCUGGGAGCAGGAGAGGAACAAGCCCAUGUUCAAACCUAAAGUUCUUGGCGAAGGCAAAGUUGCUCGUGGUGCAAAUCAGGCAAAACUAAAUAAAAGGUUUACAAAAUCAGAAUUUGACCUGAGGUCAAUUGGAAAUGAAUUUAGCAGUGACGAUGAAGACUGUAAAAUAAAUAGUCCGAAUUUUACUGUUCUGCCUUUGAAUCAGAGGUUGGAGAAGUCGUCCCCAAGUCUAGGCACGAGCAGAACACAGUUUAAAACUCUGCGUGAGUUCUGGGAUGAGGCCACGUUAGAUGUAAAGGGAUCAAUUCCUUCUGAGAAACCCAAAAGCCCAAAAAGAAAAGAGCCAAUAAGUCCUCAGAAGACAUCUCAAGAGUUAAAGUGUGGUGAUUCUGAGAUUAACCGUGCAUCAGAAUUUGUAAAAACAAAACCUGGAGCCAAAAAAGUAUCUUCUCCUAAGAACCGACCCAAAUCUCCUCAUGAUAAACAGAUGGGGACAAAAGCAGUGAAUGACAGCAAAAAUAUCUACUCUCAGAACUCAAAAGACACAGAGAGGAAAACCAACAGAGAGGAGAAAUCCACUAAACCACUUAACAGUUCAGGAAAAGAACCUCGUUUUCCUAAGAGUAGAAAAGACAGCUUCAGCAAUUCAAGCAGUCGUGGAAAUUCUAUGCGUCGCGCAACUAGCAUGUUUGCUCUGAGUGUUGAUAAAAAAGAUCAAAUACAGCUUAAAAUGGACGUCAGCCCUGUCCAUUCCCAGAGCAGGAAGCCGAGGCUGAACACAGAAGAAGGUGGAAUGUCGAGAAGAUCGCCAGUGGACAACGAGUCUCUGGCUCCAAGGGCACGAGCGUAUGUUCCCACAGACUACCGGCAUUACCUUGGCAUGACGGAUAAAACCAACGUCCACACCACACUAGUUCCAAAUCUGAAGGAUGAGGGGUCUGAGGGUAAGUGUGAGUAUGAGUUUGACCUGGAUGGGCCGAUGAGGGCCAGCACGCCGGUGAGCUCUGACGAGCGAUACAGCAGGAGGGGCAGCAAGACGAGUCAUCGCCCUUUGUGGGCAACCUACAGCUCAGACACAGGUCAGGACUCUUCUGUGAGCAGCAGGUCGGAAACUUGGUCCAUCUCCAGGAACAGUUCAAGCCGUGAAAAUGACGAUGAAAACCUUAACCUGGUAAGGAAAGCUUUGAGACGAGCAGAAGCACGGCCUAAAAAUCUGGCUAAGAGUAUGGAGGACAUCACAGGAUCGCUGUCACCAAGACAAGAAAAAAGGCAAGACCCAUCUGACAGACGCAUUAGUGAUGUUUCAUCCAUGCCGUCACCUUCCUCGUCCAUUUAUUCAGACCCAGAGCACCUGAAGAAGAUGAGCAAAUCAGUUCCUUCAUUCUUACAAAAGGAGGACGUUGGCGCUGACACUGAUUUCAACUAUGAGAAUCAUAUCCACAGAGGAAGCCUAAUGUCCGGCAACUCCUUCACUAACCUCACCAGCUCGUCUGGCAGGGCGUCUCUGUCGUCUUCUCUCAGUGGAAGUGUGAUGACCAUGUGCAGUGCUGACUUUGGAAAUGUGGAGGUUCAAGGAAACAUCCAGUUCUCCAUCAACUACGUUCAAAAAAUCCGAGAGUUUCACAUCUUUGUGGCUGAGUGCAGCAACUUGGCAGCAGUCGACCCAAAGAGGGGCCGAUCAGAUCCGUAUGUCAAAAGCUACCUGGCUCCUGACAAAGCUAAUCUGGGAAAAAGGAAAACAUCUGUAAAAAAGAAGUCGCUAAAUCCAACUUUCAACGAGAUCCUCAGAUAUCGAGUUCGCAUGGAGUACCUCAGAACACAAACGCUUAUUCUCUCUGUCUGGCACAACGACACCUUUGGCAGGAACAGUUUCCUGGGAGAGGUCGACGUGGACCUCUCCAAGUGGAACUUUGACCACACCCACAUGAACUACUUACCUCUGAAAGGAAGGACUACACCCACUUUAGCACCAUCAAAUGGCUGGGGAGAGAUGAAACUGGCCAUACGUUUCCUGCCACAGAUCAUCCACAGCGCAGGAUUUGUGAAGGAGAGUCAAAAUACCGGAGAGAUUCACAUUUGGGUGAAAGAAUGCAAGAACCUGCCUCUGACCAGGACCACUAUUGACCCAUAUGUGAAGUGCUGUGUGCUGCCAGACACGAGCAGAAAGAGCCGUCAGAAGACACGUGUGUUGCGAAGGACCGUAAACCCCGUGUUUAACCACACGAUGGUCUACGAUGGCAUCAGAGAGGCGGAUCUUGCAGAAGCCUGUGUGGAGCUCACUGUCUGGGACAGAGACAGGCUUGCCAGUAACCUGCUGGGAGGCCUGAGACUUGGACCUGGAACAGGCAGGAGUUAUGGAGCACUAGUGGACUGGAUGGACUCGGCCUCAUACGAGGUGGCACUCUGGGAUCGCAUGAAGGCCAGCCCGAAUGAAUGGGUGGAGGCCGUUCUCCCAUUGAGAAUGCUGAACUCUGCCAAACUUUCAAAUAAGUAAAAGCAAACUAAACUGUUAUCAGGCAAGGACAGUAUAUUUCUGUAUUCCUGUAUGACAGUAUAUAAGAGCUAAAAGCACAACAACCGAAACAAAUGAAUGGUCUAAAGAUCUAGUGCUUUGAUGAAAACUCAAAAAUACUUUUUGUAAAACGUUUGAAUGAACCAGACAUAUAUUAACCGACAUCAACAUUAUCUUGACAGUAUUCUUCAUUAGUUGCAUUUUACAGCAUAAUUGAAAAGUGAUGAAGUUAGCUGUUUAAAACAGGGGAGAUAAAAGACAUUUUAAAAACUGCUUUUAGACGCCUUCUCUUGCUGCAAAUUAUGAUAAAUGUUUGUGAUUGAAGUAAACCUACUGAUUGUCUGGGUAUCACACAGGUUUGAACUUUCAGGUCAAAUUUUCAAUGAUUUGUAACAUGUAUGUAAACAUUGGACUGAUUGUUUGAUAUCAGAUCGAUAACAAAGAUGAUGACUCCUGCUGUUUGUAAGGAUCUCCUGACUUUACCUCUAGUGCCACCAUGAGGUUUAAAAUGUGGAUUUGAGUCAAACAUUUUCAUCCACUAUAGAUUUCAAUUCAUGGAUACAUUUCAUAAUAAACUAUAAAAUGUAUCACAUUAAUGACUCAUAGACAGACAUCAUUGAUAUUUCAUUUAUAUAUAUCAUCUUGUAACAUGUAUUUAAAAGUAUACAAUUACUACAGAGGAUGCCAUUAAAACAUGAUAUAAAAAACAAUAAAAAUGAUAAGAUAUUUCUUAUGCACUUGCUUAUCCACAGAUGCAGCAAUAGUUACAACCAGUUUGAAGUGAACAGUAGUAAUAGUGAAACUUUUCCUCAGAAGGUUAGUGGUCCAACAGACCUGCAGAUAGUGAAGUGACUGUUGUGACUUAAGUGCAUCAAUGUGUAACAGGUGGACACCUCACGGAGUCUUGUGAUGCAGUGCAGGUAGACACAUUGGUUUGUGUGUCACUUUUACACCUUGGGAAGGUACUUUUUGGGACUUCAUGGGCACCGUACAAGACAGUCAGCAUUAAGAUAAAUAAUUCAAAAAAAUCAUGAUAAAUUGAGACGUAUAUGGUAUUCUACUUUAAUAC